UUCAUCUUUUCGUUUCCAAAGAAUCAUUUGCCGACUUUCCGCACAUUCCAAUUCUCCUGCAAUAAGUCGACCGACCACUACAAAACAACCCCACUCCCCCCGCCUUAUGCUCCAACAAAUUCUCUGCCAUGAACGACCCCAAUAGACCACCAGUUACCGGUUACCCCGCCGCCGCCCCUCCAAACCCUAACGGUUACGGCGGUUACGGCAGUUCCGCUCAACCCCCACCACCCGGCACCGCCUACCCAUACGCCGCACCCCCACCUUCCUCCACCACAUACUACAACAACAAUCCAUACUACCAACAAUCCAUUCCUUACGCCGUCCAACGGGCCACCUUCCUCCGCCGCAUAAUCGCUAUAGCCAUAGCUGCUAUGGUCAUCACCGGCACCUUUGUUUUUAUCGUCUGGCUCAUCCUCCGCCCCCGUCUACCGGAGUUCCGAGUCGACUCGCUCUCAGUCUCAAACCUUAAUCUCUCCAAUUCAUUAAUUUCCGCUAAUUGGGACCUCCGUUUUACUGUCCGAAACCCCAACAAAAAGUUGACACUUUACUACGAUGAUGUAGCAGCAGCGGUUUUUUAUGAUUCGGCUUCGCUUUCCGACACUACAGUCCCGCCGUUUUUUCAGGAUAAACGGGCUGAGACUGCCCAGAAAGCGAGUUUUGCUACUUCAGGUUCGUAUGUAGAGAAUCGAGCCUUUGAUGGGAUGAAUAAAGAGAGGGCUCGAAGUAGUGCAAUUGGGUUUGAUGUGAGGAUGGUGGCUAGGGUCAGGUUUAAGGCGGGGUCUUGGAGAGCGAGGAGGAGGUUUAUAAGGGUUUACUGUAAGGAUUUGUCUGUUGGGGUUGGGCCCAAUAAGUCGUCCGGGAACUUGCUUGGUGGGCCCCGACAGUGCCGGGUUGGACUCUGACAGUUGGUGAUCUUCGCUUGUUUUAAGCUAUCUAUCAUUUUACCAGUCUUUUCUACCAAUAUGAUUUCAGAGGCUUCUGUUGCUGUUGGUUCUUCGUCAGGGAUAAUCUUUUUAGAUUCUUUGAUUAGAACUUGUAGUAAUAGUUAUCAAAUGCUUCCAAAACAUAUGAUGUACUGCAUAAUUUCCUUCACAUGUCCUUUUUAUAUGUCAAAAGCUUGAAGGCUGAUUUAUUUUUAUCUAA
Messenger RNA from Nicotiana tabacum (common tobacco), 1146 nucleotides. Its product is annotated as NDR1/HIN1-like protein 10. Lineage: Eukaryota; Viridiplantae; Streptophyta; Magnoliopsida; Solanales; Solanaceae. Gene Ontology annotation, cellular component: plasma membrane. Gene Ontology annotation, biological process: defense response to other organism. The record is from RefSeq and is a predicted model, not a curated record.